This is a messenger RNA of Punica granatum (pomegranate), 1814 nucleotides long. The record is from RefSeq and is a predicted model, not a curated record. Lineage: Eukaryota; Viridiplantae; Streptophyta; Magnoliopsida; Myrtales; Lythraceae.
CUUUCUCUUCUCCCGCCGUUCUGCUGUUCCUGUUGUUCUCCCUUUGUUUCUCUCCCUCCACUCUCUCGUCCGCCUCCACCCUUUCCGCAGCUGAAGCCCGGGCUAUUUCUCAGCUUCUCCCCGUUCAAUUCUGCUGCCGUUCCGUCUGAUCGUCCUUUCCCUUCUCCGUCACGAUGUCUCUCUGUUCUCCUGCCGUGCCAUUCCGCCACCUCUCGGCCUCGUCCUGCGACGCUCACCCCUCAGCUCCCAUCGCCAAGGCUGAGCUCCGCGUCCUCGAUUGUCGGGUUCUUUGUUGCCUCAGAUGCACCGGGUCCGACCCCAGAGCUGCCCCGGUGGCGUCGAUUUCACUGAGGCUCUCUCCCACGACCGGCCGACCCCGGGUCGUCGUCAGCUGCUCAAAGUCAGAUCCCAAGGAGGGCCUGAUCGGUGAACUGAGGGUUGCGGACGGUGAUGCUGAGCCGAGAAUCGACGGCAGCGGCGGAGGUGGCGGUAAAGACUUUAAUGGUGGAGGUGGAGAUAGAGGUGGAGGUGGAGGUGGAGGUGGCGGCGGUGGCGAUGACGAAGAGGAAGAGGAGUUUGGGCCGAUAGUGAAGUAUGCGGACAUAAUGCGGGAGACGGAGGCUCGUGGGGCUGAGCUUCCGGCAGACAUGCUGGAGGCAGCCAAGACUACGGGGCUUCCCAAAGUCAUUCUCGAGCGAUACUUCGAUUUGCAGGGUUCAGUCUGGCCAUUGGGCUUUCUAAUCAGGCAGUUUGCGAUGCUUAGGAACCGGAUGUUGGCUGAUCCUUCUUUCCUUUUCAAAGUUGGAACAGAGAUAGUGAUCGACUCCUGCUGUGCGACUUUUGCGGAAGUUCAGAAAAGGGGAAAGGAUUUCUGGUCAGAGUUUGAGUUAUACCUUGCUGAUUUGUUGGUGGGUGUGGUUGUUGACAUUGCUUUGGUCGGUAUGUUAGCUCCUUAUGCUCGCAUAGGCAAGCAGUCCGUAUCAAGAGGUUUAUUUGGACAGCUUCAGCAUGCUUGUAAUUCUCUUCCGAGCAGCGUUUUUGAAGCAGAAAGGCCAGGGUGUAGAUUCUCGGUAGGGCAGCGGAUUGCUACAUAUUUCUAUAAGGGUGUAUUGUAUGGAUCGGUGGGAUUUAGCUGUGGGCUUAUAGGUCAAGGCAUUGCAAAUCUGAUUAUGACUGCUAAGAGGAGCCUGAAGAAGUCGGAGGGAGACAUACCUGUGCCACCUCUCGUGCAAAGUGCCGCACUCUGGGGUGUUUUCCUCGCGGUAUCGUCAAACACUCGGUAUCAGAUUAUCAACGCCCUCGAACAAUUAGUCGAAGCCUCACCUAUAGCAAAGAGAGUCCCGCCCGUGGCAAUGGCUUUCACGGUAGGCGUGAGGUUCGCCAACAACAUCUACGGCGGCAUGCAAUUUGUGGAUUGGGCUAAACUGAGCGGAGUUCAGUAGGGGACUUCCCAUCACAUAUAGUGACCCUUUUGAUUUGAUUUUAGUUUAUUUGAUUCUCAUUUUAGUUAUCAAAUGGAAUAUAAGUUUUUUUCUCGAGGCUGAAUUUAUUUUGGAAAUUUCAUUUUCACGAGCAUCAUCUCUUUGCUCGGCAUUCUGUUUUGAAAGCAAUUCGGUUUAUGACUCCGAAGUUUUGUGCUAGUACCGGUCAGCAUUGCAUACCGAAUGUCAGUUUCGGUUUGCAUUUUGUCUUAAAUAUCUCGUUAGGGUAAUGCUGGCAUGUGUAUCUUAUGAAUGUUUCUCUUACCAAACUCAAGUGUGCAAGAAUUCACGUUGAAUGUACGAUGAAUCACAAGAAUUCAUUAUUUUGCCGCA